Solanum dulcamara is the source of this 2676-nucleotide messenger RNA. Its product is annotated as pentatricopeptide repeat-containing protein At1g05600-like. Gene Ontology annotation, molecular function: protein binding. The record is from RefSeq and is a predicted model, not a curated record. The coding region runs from base 691 to 2214 and encodes 507 amino acids. The transcript is spliced from 3 exons. Lineage: Eukaryota; Viridiplantae; Streptophyta; Magnoliopsida; Solanales; Solanaceae.
GUUGUUUUUUUCAAUGAUUAAAUUGUACAUUUUUCACGUAGAAAUAACAAUAUUGAUCUAAAUCAUAAAGAAGUAGAAGUUUAGAAAUGUGUAAAAAACAAGCAAUCAAUAGCAAAUUAAAGAGUUUACCUCAAUUUUGGACACUCGAAAUAGUUUUUCACAUUAAUAGGAGAAGAGAUCUACAAGCUCAUUGAAAAAAUAUAGCCUCUAAACCCAGAAGCUGCAUCAAGCUCAUCCACAUCAAGUUUGAAUCUUGAAUGGAUAGUCAAAUCGAAAAAAAUAAAUAAGAAUAGAGUUUACCGAAAUUCGCAAAGACCACAAAAUGGGGACAAAAUAGAGAUACCGGAAGACAUCAACGGAGAAAUCUAUUAAUCGUCAGCCAAAAAUCAAACACCAAACAAGUAUUCAUUGCUCAAAGUGAAGAAAGUUGAAGAGAUAAGAGUAUUCAUUGCUAAAUGUUAAGCUAAUUUUAUUUUAAAAUGUGAUUAUCUUUUAUAAUAUGUGCCGGUAGAUAUAUUAGUUUAAGGUAAAAUUUGGUGUUGAGUUGGAGAUGUAUCGAAAGGCAGCAAACAGCGGGAUUCGCGCUAAAGCGAGAACAUACACGACAUUCGCCUGACUACCAUCGAUCGUCCCUCUCGUCUCCCGCCACUGCACUGCCAAAUCAAAAUCACAUCAAGUUUGGAGCUGCUUAUGGGCAUAAGAUGGCCAAGGAUUCUAAGACCGAAGCAGCUCUCACAACUAAUACUGAGCCAGAAGAACCCACUGAAAGCGCUUCAAAUUUUUGAUGAAGCAAAAUGCAAGUAUCCAACUUACCGUCACAAUGGUCCUGUUUAUGGCACUAUGAUUAAUAUUUUAGGCAGAUCAGGUAGAACAACUGAAAUGAAGAGAAUAAUUAAUCAGAUGAAAGAGGACUCGUGUGAGUGUCAUGACUCAAUAUUUGUGAACGCCAUUAGAAGCUAUGCACAGGCUGGAUUAACAAACGAAGCCAUUUUUCUUUUUAAGUCUCUCCCGGAGUUCAAUUGUAUAGAAUGGACAAGAUCUUUGAAUACUCUUUUGGAGAUAUUGGUAGAAGAAUCUAAGCUAGAAUCUGUUUAUCAGUUAUUCCUUGAGAACUCUUGUAGAUGGGAAGUGAAGUCUCGGGCGCGUUUCUUGAAUUUGUUGAUGAAUGUUCUUUGUAGAAUGAAACGCUCAGAUCUUGCAUUGCAUAUUUUUCAAGAGAUGAGUUACCAGAACUGCUAUCCAGACAAAGAGAGCUAUAGGAUCUUGAUGAGGGGUUUAUGUGAAGAAAAGCGGCUCAACAAGGCUACUCAUUUGCUGUACUCAAUGUUCUGGAGGAUAUCUCAGAAGGGAAGUGGUGAAGAUGUGGUUGUCUAUCGAACUUUAUUGGAAGCAUUGUGUGAUAAUGAAGAAGGGGUGGAGGCCAUACAAAUUCUUGGUAAGGUAUUGCGAAAAGGACUAAAAUCUCCGAAAAGAUUCUUCAAGCAGAUUGAUCUUACUCAGUGCCAGAAUGGAUCAGAUACAGAAGAUAUGAAAGUUUUGAUUAAUGAUGCUUUGAUAAAAGGCAUAGUUCCCAGUUCAGAUAGCUAUAGAGCAAUGGCUGUUGACUUUUACGCCGAAGGCAAGAUUGAUGAAGGUAACAAAGUGCUCAAGGAAAUGCAUGACAGAGGCUUCAAACCGUCAGUGGCAAUUUAUGAAGCAAAGGUAGCUGCUUUUUUCAGGGAUGGCCAGGUUGACGAGGCAAUUAUGGUCAUUGAUUGUGAGAUGGUGCAAAAAAACUGUGUUCCGAAUAUAAGAUUGUAUAAUGCAGUUAUAAAAGGCCUAUGCCAUGAAAGGAAAUCUACUUGUGCUGUUAAGUAUUUGGAAAGGAUGUCUAGGCAAGUAGGUUGCGUGCCAAACUAUGAGACUUAUGAAACUUUGGUAGAUGGGUUAUGUAAAGAUGGUAAAUAUGUUGAAGCAAGCAAUGUGAUGGAGCAAAUGUCAAUCAAUUCCUUUUGGCCUAGAGUUGGAACUUUUAAUUCUCUUAUUCAAGGUCUUUGCCAAGUAGGUGAUUUACACGGUGCAAUUAUGUGUUUGGAGGACAUGAUCUCUCUAGCCUUGACUCCAGAUAUCCAUGUGUGGAAGUCAUUAUUAGAUGCAAUCUGUUGUGAAAAUGGUAUGAAUGAGGCUUCUUUCAAGACACUAGAGCAGCUACAGACACCUUAUCAUAGUCUAUAACUACAUCUGUAUUGCUGGAUUUUCUCCUUUUCUUUUCUGCCAAAGAAUGCAGAAGAGAAGCAGCUGAGACCACAACUACUCACACUUAGCUUUGUUGGGGGCAUAUAAGUGGCGGGUCAUAACAAUAUUCUCAGAAUUAGAUCAACUACAUGACAUUACAGAGAUCUAAUUCAGAGAGAUGGAUCUUCAAAUAGGAGCAAAUCUUCAAUCUUUUCUGGUUGGAUGUAUAUUAACAAGAAUAUUAGAUCUUGAACAUGUUGUCCAUUGUGUUGUGAGUCUUUGUAAAUGCCUCUCCAAAUUCUCAUUUCUUCUUAAUGAUCUGAUUUUUCAUGUCUGAAUUGACGCUGCUAAUACUGUAUGUCUGUAUCCAUAACCAUUGUAUGGGUACUAAAGGGCCCUCUUUAAGUUUACCAGAGAGUAGAGUUUAGUAGCUUUGUUGACAAGAAAGCAGUUUUCUUUGAA